Gekko japonicus is the source of this 528-nucleotide messenger RNA. Its product is annotated as ras-GEF domain-containing family member 1A-like. NCBI's taxonomy places the organism in Eukaryota, Metazoa, Chordata, Lepidosauria, Squamata, Gekkonidae. The record is from RefSeq and is a predicted model, not a curated record. Gene Ontology annotation, biological process: positive regulation of GTPase activity; Ras protein signal transduction. The annotation marks the transcript as partial. Gene Ontology annotation, molecular function: guanyl-nucleotide exchange factor activity. Gene Ontology annotation, cellular component: plasma membrane. The transcript is spliced from 4 exons.
GCCAAGCUCAAGUCCUUCGCUGCCAAGAUCAUCCAGCUCCUCAAGGAAUGGACCGAAACGUUCCCCUACGACUUCCAGGAUGAGAAAUCGAUGAAAGAGCUGAAAGAAAUCGCUACCCGGAUCACGCAGUGCGAUGAGGAAAACGGAACGGUCAAGAAAAUCAUCAGCCAGAUGACCCAGAACCUGCUGGUGACCCUCUCCGCCCGCAACCAGUACCAGGAGAUCCGGGAGAAGUUCCGACAACCCGUGACCGACAAAGGCGCCAUCCUGAAAACCAAGCCGCAGUCGUCGCAGAAGGACAUCCUGAGCGUUUGCUGCGAUCCGUUGGUCCUCGCGCAGCAGCUGACGCACAUUGAGCUGGAGAGGGUGAGCAACAUCUACCCCGAGGACCUCAUGCAAAUCGUCAGCCACGUGGACUCCCUGGAUAAUCACAAGUGCCGAGGCGACUUUACCAAGACCUACAACCUGGAAGCCUACGACAACUGGUUCAAUUGCCUCAGCAUGCUGGUGGCCACAGAGAUCUGUAAG